UCCUUUGCCCCCAGCUUUGGUCACCCGACAUCACAAAGAAUGGCGCAACGCGCCAUUGAGAACGCGCCAUGGAGAUAGCAUGGCGAUGAGCAGCUCAUCCAGUGCCCAGCCCAGUGGAGGCAAAGAUCCCCCACAGCUGGCAGAGCGCUUCCUGCUGUUAGAUGAUGUGGUGGCCAAAGAGCUGAGCGACCUCGACUAUCCCUGGAACCUCAAGGCUAUUGAGGAAAGGAUCGUCGAGUACAGCUCAGUCUCGGAGGCGAUCAACCUCCAGCUUUCCGCCCGAGUGAUGCAAAACUACAACGACUUCGUCUCGGGGAUGCAGAUGGUUCAAUCGGUCGAAACGGAGCUUUCGUUGAUCGGUGUUCUCAUCAAGAACGGUCGCCGGAAACUGCAGAUUCACGACCAAGGCAUUCUGCGCGGCUCUAUGCAGAUUACGCGACAGCAGCGUCGACGUGAACGGCUGAAGGAGCUGUUGAGCCUUCUGGAUGACCUGCAGAGCGUUGUGGAGAUCCACGCGCGGCUCUGUGAGAGUAUUGAUGAUGACCGUUUUGCCGAGGCCAUAGUGCAGCAUUCCGUCCUGCGCGAUGCGUUGGCCAGUGCAGAGUAUCGACGCUUUCCCGGAGUGGUGGGUUUGCAACAAAGCAUGGCAAACAAUCUGACUCUGGUGCAGCAGAAGCUCAGCGAUCGGUUGAGGGUUUCUGCUGUGAGUGCCGACUUUGACGCAGAGAAGUAUGAGGAGGUGCUGAAGGCCUACAGUCUCCUGACGACCUCUGACCAGGCCAUCUCGGUCGGGAAGGAACUUCUGAGACACGUCAGUGAGUUUAUUGUGGCGGUUUCGCGGCAGUGUAUGUUGGCUUUUUCCUCCCGAAAUGAGUCGCCCGAUUGGCACAAAAGAGCUCAACUCAGAGAGCUGUGCAAGAGUAUGGAUCCAGCUCACGUGGUAGCUUGCAUUGUGCAGCUCUAUGAACAUCUCUGCAACUUCCUGUAUCGGCAUCAGUUUCUCUGUGCUUGGCACCUUUGUCGAAGCCAGGCGGCUGAAGAGGAGCUGGCUCCCAACGAGGCCUCGUUUCGUGAGUUGUUGCGACACGUGCACACCGAGCUCGUGGCGAGCAAGCGGAACGUCUGGCAGAGCCUGCAGCAGCAGGUGUCGCUGGUUCUGAUGACUUUGGAUUUUCAGUAUCCGGCUCUUUCAGAAGAAAGCUUCAUGCAAAUCUUGCACUUGACGCAGUUGCUCAUGGACGAGGGAGAUGCCUUCAUGGC
Cladocopium goreaui is the source of this 1260-nucleotide messenger RNA. The record is from the annotation of a GenBank genome assembly. Lineage: Eukaryota; Dinophyceae; Suessiales; Symbiodiniaceae.